AUGUUUUCAUGGAGCAUAGCCAAAAUUUCAGCGGAAGCGAAACGAAUUGCAGCAGUGGGUGAGCGUUCAUUCAAUGACCAGUUGGCAGCAGCAUCACGAUCAACGAUGUAUCAGAACGGUAUUUCGGUGAGUAUUGUGGAAGAAGGUGCAACCUCAGAAGUGGAACCCAAAAAGCUUGUGCCAUGGUUACAUGGCAGUCAGAGAGAUGAACAAACGGCGAGUCCUCUGGCUGCAUCUCCUGAACAUCCUGCGGAUCUGAAUGAACCUCAAGAACCAACCAAAAAUGAUAUCGACAGUCUGCGUCUUUUUGCCUUAAAAUUUGAGACAAAACCGCCGGAAACACUAACUGCAGAGGAGAAUGCCGAAGAACCGGUAGCUGAGCCAGUAAGCAUGGAAAGUGACGAUGAUGAAGUGAUCUACGUGGCCGGAAAGAGA
Gongylonema pulchrum is the source of this 435-nucleotide messenger RNA. The record is from the annotation of a GenBank genome assembly. NCBI's taxonomy places the organism in Eukaryota, Metazoa, Nematoda, Chromadorea, Rhabditida, Gongylonematidae.